Messenger RNA from Trichomonas vaginalis G3, 2277 nucleotides. RefSeq lists its product as uncharacterized. NCBI's taxonomy places the organism in Eukaryota, Parabasalia, Trichomonadida, Trichomonadidae. The record is from RefSeq and is a predicted model, not a curated record. The coding region runs from base 1 to 2277 and encodes 758 amino acids. The transcript has a single exon.
AUGAGUUCAAAGGCCUCCAGUAAGGAGGCAGUUGACAAGAAACGAUCUGAGAGUGAGAAAGAGUAUUCCGAAUUCGAAGAUGAAGAUGAAAAGAAACAGAACGACGAAAAUAACAAUAAUGAUGAAAAAGAUUUCGAAAGUUCUGAUGACGAAAAGAAAGAAAACAAUGACUUCGAAGAGGACAAGAAAAAUAACGAUAAAUCAGAGAAUGAUUUCGAAGAUAGCGAUAGCGAAAAAGAUUUCGAGAAUAACGACAAUGCAGAAACUCAGCAUCAACCAGUACUUAUUACCGAAAUUCCAAAACCGAAAAAAGAAACGAGAAAUAAUCAAAAUGAUAAAAAUAACAAGAAACAACAACAAAACGGAAAGAAAGAAUCAUUACAAGCACGCAUACAAGCAAAAAUGGCUCCAGUUCCGAAACCAAAACCCAAACAAAAACAACCGGAAAAGAAAAUUGACUUAUCCAAACCAAUUCCAAGGCCUCCACUUUCGAGGCCUGCGCAAAUACCACCUGAAAUGCGUCAAUCGAAUAAAUCGCAAGGCGGAUCUAUUACGAAUUUUAAUCCAAAUCAAACUCCUCAUUUUACAGAAGUCUACACAAAGAGAGCCAUUGCAAAUCUUGGUGUAGAUCCUAGCGAAUUACAGUACCCGUCUGAAUUCAAAUUGAACUCUUAUUCUAGAGAUCCAAAAGUACGAGAAAUGGCAAGGAAAAAGAUGUCACAAGCAGUCGAUGAUCUUAUAGAACAAGUUAAAGCAGAAAGGGAACGACUUAUGGAGUCAGAUAAAGCCGCAGAAAAAGAAAUGUCAAAUACAUCGUUUGAAGAUGACGAAGAAACAAUAAACAACCAGUUUAUAGAAUCAAAAAAGAAACGACUUGAAGUACAACAACGAAGACAGAAGAAAGAAAUCGAAAACAUGAUAAUUAACAUUUUAACCGAACAAAGAAACGCAGAACUUGCAGAAUUAAGGCAGGCACGUGAUGCACAGAAAGAGGAAGAGCGCCAGAAACAAUUAGAAAAGCAAAGAGAAGAAAACGAACGAAGAAAGAAAGAACAAUUUGAACAAAAGCUUCAAAUGGAGAAACAGAAAGAAAAAGAGGAAGAAGAGGCCAGACAAAUGACAUUGAUGAGAGAACAGGCUAUCGCAGAACGUCAAAAAGAGGAAGCAGAAAGAAAAAGAAAAGAAGCAGAGGAAGCUCUCAAAUUGAGAAAUCAAAGAAAUUUUGAGGCGAAAAAGCGGUUAGAGGAACUUGAAGCGAAAAGAGCUAAAGAUCUUGAAGAUCAGCUACUUCUCGCUGAAGCUAGGGAGUCAGCACGCCAAAAAGCGGAAGAGGAAGAGCGCAAGAGGAUUGCAGACCUCAGAGCUCAAUAUCAGCUACAACAACAGAUGCAACUCGAAAAAAUACGACGUGAACAAUACGAAGCUGCCCAAAGGAGAGCUAAAAGUGCUCAAGCAAGACAGGACAGAGUAUUUGAGAACAUUAGAAUGUCAGAAGAGAACAGAAUGAAAAUGUUGAAAGAAAAAAUGCUCGCAGACAGAAAGAGAGCUGAAAUGGUUGCAGAGCAACGCAAAAGAAUAGAAGAUGAAUACAGAGAAAAGGCCCAGCAGCUUGAACAACGCAAUGAAAUGGCGACAAUGAGAUAUCAAGAGCGAGAAGAAGAGAAAAGACGUCGCCAAAUGGAAGCAGCUAACGGUAUGAGUGAAACCUUCAAGAAAGUCAAAGAAAAACUCGAACAAAUCAACCAGAUGCAACAAGAAAAAGCCCAGCGCAAGGAGAUGGAGCUACAAAUGAACGACCAACGCAUAGAAGCCCUCAACCAACGUCGCCAAGAAGAACUACAUGCUCAGUCAGUCGACGCCAGGAUCAAAAUGGAGCAAAAACAAGCUGCAGUGAUGAGAAUGGAAAGAAUGAAGUUAAUGCAAAAAGAAAGAAUGAAAGAAGAGAUCGAAAUGAAGAUGAAACGUAUAGAAAUGCAACAGGAAAUGAAAGACAAGCUUAGAGCUCAAGGAGCUAAGCAGAAAAUCGCAAUCGAGCAUGAGAGAGUAUUAUUACAAGAUCAACUUAAACAUAUUCAGAAAACUUCAUCGUCUGUUGAUCGUACUCAACUUACAUCGCUCGCCGAACGCUACGGACUUAAUUUCGGAGAUUUGGAAGCAAGAGUUUACGGAAAAAGGUCAGAUCCUUUACCUCCUUUACGCCCAUCGCCCGCGAAGAAGGAAGAAAACCAGGAUAUAUCGAUAAAGGAUGAUGGUGAUGAUAGUGAUUUUGAUGAAUAA